GGUUUCUUUUCCCAGAGCCGCGGCUUCGAGCUCAGCUCCCCUAUUUUUUUAAACAGAGGAGGUAAACAACAACAACACUCCCACUCGUUCCUGCAGCCACAGAGUGUUGUUGUUGUUGUUGUUGUUGAUCUGAUACUCUGGGUGUUUUUUUUGUGUGUGUGCGUGUGUUUUUUUUUUUUUUCUUCCGGUCGCUUCCCGAAUGCCGUAUUCAUCGUCAACUUCUCCGACCUCUCUCCACUUGAGACUUGCGCCGCAUCAUGAAUAGUUCGGGACCACCUUCCAACCGCACGCCUCUGGCAUGGUGGGGAUUACACGGCCGGGACCCGCAGAGCGUGUGAACGCAAAUGGAGUUUGGGAUUUAUUGCAAAAAAGGGGAAAGAUGACCGUGUUCUCGCUGUGCUUGCUCCUGUGCGCAGACCUGCUGGAUCUGGCCGUCGGAUAUUUGACAGUUACCAUCGAGCCCCUGCCUCCUGUUGUGGUGGGAGAGACCGUUACUCUCAAGUGUAACUUCAAAACUGACGGAAGGCUUCGAGAGAUCGUCUGGUACAGGGUCACAGAUGGAGGGACCAUCAAGCAGAAGAUCUUCACCUACGACGCUAUGUUUAAUACCAAUUACUCUCACAUGGAGGACUACCGCAGGCGCGAAGACCUCGUGUACCAAUCAACCGUCCGACUCCCGGAGGUACGCAUCUCAGACAACGGACCUUACGAGUGCCACGUGGGCAUCUACGACCGGGCAACGAGGGAGAAGGUCGUCCUGGCUUCAGGGAAUGUAUUUCUUACUGUUAUGUCGCCUCCAAACAACAUAUCAGUGGUGGCGGAGAACACUCCGGCUGCAUUCAGUCGAUACCAAGCGCAGAACUUCACUCUGGUCUGCACCGCGAAAGGAGGAAAACCAGCCCCGUCGGUGUACUUCAAGCGUGACGGCGAGCUGAUCGAGGUGAUCUCCUACACUCAAUCCUCCGGCGAGCAGGGCGGCGGCUCGGCCGGCGUGCGAGGAGCCCGGCCGCUCAUCAGCAGGGACCUCGAUGACACCAAGCUGCAGCGCUCGCUCUCCCUCCUGGACCCCGAGGGGCGCGUCCCCCGGCUGUACACGGAGAGCCCCCAGCGGGUCCACACCCAGGGCCAGCAGUCCUACGAGCCCAGCCCCGCGACAGAGGUCAUCCCGGAGACGGUGGUGAGCCGGGAGUUCCCCCGCUGGGUGCACAGCACCGACCCGCUCUACUACUUCAGCCACACCAACAUCCCCCAGAGUGACGGCUCCGUGGUGGUGCAGGCCCGACUCACCUGGACCCUCAACCCUCAGCUGGAUAACGACGCCCUGUUCAGCUGCGAAGUCAAGCACCCGGCCCUCUCCAUGCCCAUGCAGACAGAGGUCACCCUAGCUGCUCCUAAGGGUCCUAAACUCUUCAUGUCCCCUACCAGAGCCAAGGUAGGGGACACGGUGCGCAUCACCGUGCAAGGAUUCCAGGUAGGAUCGCCUGGGAACGAGGUGUUCCCCGAGCCGCUCUUCACCUGGACGCGAGUCGGGGGCCGCCUGCUCGACGGCAGCGCCGAGCGAGACGGGAAGGAGCUGAUUCUGGAGCGAGUGCCGGCCGAGCUCAACGGCUCCAUGUACCGCUGCACGGCCCAGAAUCCUCUGGGCUCCACGGACACGCACACGCGCCUCAUCGUCUUCGAAAAUCCGAGCAUGAUGAAAAACACACAGAAUCAGAACAAUGGAGCUUCACGCGUGGACGUGCUCGGACUAACGUGGAUGGCGCUCGUCCUCACAGUGACAGUGGAACUGACGUGAAAGCUCUCAUUGGAGACACUCGCACGCUGACACGUACACACACACAUACUUGCCCUUCUUACACGGCAUCCACACACACACACACACACACACACACAUUUCCACAAACCCUGCAAGCCUUCUCCAGUCAUCAACAGGCUCUCCAUGCGUCGGAUCGAUCAGGAAACAGCUCCACUGUUUUUUUUGGUUUCUUUUUUUUUUUUUUGUAAUGAAAUAAUAACCAAGAUAAUGAUAUCAAAAGAACAACGUGAUGAACAUGACAAUAACCCCACCCCCCCUCCCCCUCCCUCUCCUAUAUAGCCCUGCCCAUUUACACCCCUUAUGUUUCUUGUUUCCCACGUCUGCCUGUUGAUCAAUAAAAUCUGAUGAGUUGAAAUGGAAAAAGAAAAAGAAAAAGCAUUUGGAUUUUAUUUUUGUUGAGUCAAAAAUGUCGUCGGUGUUGACUGAAAUGUGAAGAACAAAAAAAAAAAAGUGGAACUGGCUGGAUAUGCGCCACCAUAUCAACCACACCCAUCUGUUACAUGUCCUGGGAUGCACCUGAUUAGCAACAAGCUGAUGAACCACAGGGGAACAAACACAGAUGCUCCGAGAGAACCGUCUUUCUUUUUCUUUUUCUUUUUUAUUUGAUAUAAAAGUAGCGAAUCUUUUUUUCUUUCUCAUGGCGUGGAAUGUUCAAGAGGAUUUAAAUGCAUUAAGAAAC
This is a messenger RNA of Cyclopterus lumpus (lumpfish), 2495 nucleotides long. It is a transcript of the gene igsf21a, whose product is annotated as immunoglobin superfamily, member 21a. Bases 299 to 1795 code for a protein of 498 amino acids. Gene Ontology annotation, biological process: homophilic cell-cell adhesion; heterophilic cell-cell adhesion. Gene Ontology annotation, cellular component: adherens junction. Lineage: Eukaryota; Metazoa; Chordata; Actinopteri; Perciformes; Cyclopteridae. The transcript has 10 exons. The record is from RefSeq and is a predicted model, not a curated record.